AGAGGUUGUGAUGCCCGAUGAGCAGACAGGCUUAGUAAAAGAAAACUAUGUAUGGAGUGUGUUGUUGCACCGUGGAGCCACUGAAGAAGGAGUCUUUCUGCAUAUUCCACCUGGCAGCUAUGAUCACGACCUCUUUGCCAUGACCUGGGGACCUACUGUUGCAGCUCUUUCCUACGUUUUUGACAAAAGCUUAGAUGAAGCAGUAAUCCAGAAGACUAUUUCUGGUUUCAGAAAAUGCGCCAUGAUCUCUGCUCAUUACGGCCUCAGUGAUGUUUUUGACAACCUCAUCAUUUCUCUCUGUAAAUUCACAGCCCUUAGCAGUGAGUCAAUUGAGAAUUUGCCAACAGUUUUUGGAAGCAACCCAAAAGCCCACAUUGCAGCGAAGACUGUGUUCCACUUGGCUCAUCGACAUGGCGAUAUUUUACGAGAGGGCUGGAAAAACAUAAUGGAGGCAAUGUUGCAACUUUUCAGAGCAGAAUUAUUGCCAAAAACCAUGGUGGAGGUUGAAGAUUUUGUAGAUCCCAAUGGCAAGAUCUCUCUUCAGCGAGAGGAAACCCCUUCUAAUCGGGGAGAGUCUACAGUGCUUAUCUUUGUUAACUGGCUGACACUCAGUGGCACAGAACAGUCUGGUAUGAGAGGACCAUCCACAGAGAAUCAAGAAGCAAAGAGAAUGGCCCUGGAAUGUAUAAAGCAAUGUGAUCCAGAGAAGUUAAUCACUGAGAGCAAGUUUCUGCAACUUGAGUCCCUGCAGGAAUUAAUGAAG
Messenger RNA from Protobothrops mucrosquamatus (brown spotted pit viper), 763 nucleotides. RefSeq names its product Golgi-specific brefeldin A-resistance guanine nucleotide exchange factor 1-like. NCBI's taxonomy places the organism in Eukaryota, Metazoa, Chordata, Lepidosauria, Squamata, Viperidae. The annotation marks the transcript as partial. The transcript is spliced from 6 exons. The record is from RefSeq and is a predicted model, not a curated record.